Messenger RNA from Grus americana (Whooping crane), 915 nucleotides. Its product is annotated as olfactory receptor 5G3-like. The transcript has a single exon. The coding region runs from base 1 to 915 and encodes 304 amino acids. Gene Ontology annotation, molecular function: odorant binding; olfactory receptor activity; G protein-coupled receptor activity. NCBI's taxonomy places the organism in Eukaryota, Metazoa, Chordata, Aves, Gruiformes, Gruidae. Gene Ontology annotation, cellular component: membrane. The record is from RefSeq and is a predicted model, not a curated record. Gene Ontology annotation, biological process: sensory perception of smell; G protein-coupled receptor signaling pathway.
AUGGCAGAAAGCAAUUGCACCCAAGCGACUGAGUUCAGCUUAACGGAGUUCACAGACAACCUGAUGACUCAGGUCACUCUCUUUCUGAUGUUUCUUGUCACCAUCCUGGGGAACCUUGGGAUGAUUGCAUUAAUCAGGGCCAGCCCUCAGCUCCACUCCCCCAUGUAUUAUUUCCUGGGAAACCUGGCUUUUGUAGACCUCUGUUCUUCCACCAUCAUCACCCCUAAGAUGUUGGUUGACUUUAUAUCAGAGAAGAAGGGCAUUACUUAUGCUGGGUGCGUGGCUCAGGUGUUCAUUUUUGAUCUUUUUGGGAUGACAGAAUGCUUCCUGCUGGCUACGAUGGCGUAUGACCGUUACAUGGCCAUUUGCCAUCCCCUGGUGUAUCCCCUUGUCAUGUCCCCAAAAUGCUGUUUCCGGCUGGUGACUGGGUCAUAUCUCAUGGGGUUGACAAAUGGCAUGGGACAGACUAUCGGCAUGUCCAAUUUAUCCUUCUGUGGCUCCAGCGUCAUCGACCUGUUCUUCUGUGACAUUUCCCCUCUGAUAUCACUCUCGACCUCCGACACCACCCUCAGCCACAUUAUCCUAAGAACUUCGGCAUCUUUAUUUGGUGUGUCCAGCAGCCUGGUUGUCCUGGUCUCCUACGUGGCCAUCAUCUCCACCAUCCUGAGCAUCAGUUCAGCUGAGGGCAAGCGCAAAGCCUUCUCCACCUGUGCCUCCCACCUCACCACUGUGAGCAUCUUCUACGGGACAUCGCUUUUUAUGUACUUAAAGCCCAGCUCAGACAGCUCAAGAAAAGAAGAUAAAUGGACUGCGGUGUUCUACACUGUGGUGACUCCCAUGCUGAACCCCUUGAUCUACAGCCUGAGGAAUAAGGAGGUAAAGGAGGCUUUGAGGAGACUCACAAAAAUAAAGUGA